Messenger RNA from Pimephales promelas (fathead minnow), 767 nucleotides. RefSeq names its product somatostatin 1, tandem duplicate 1 (gene sst1.1). Gene Ontology annotation, molecular function: hormone activity. The record is from RefSeq and is a predicted model, not a curated record. NCBI's taxonomy places the organism in Eukaryota, Metazoa, Chordata, Actinopteri, Cypriniformes, Leuciscidae. Gene Ontology annotation, cellular component: extracellular region. Gene Ontology annotation, biological process: regulation of cell migration.
AGGAAUGAUUUGCAACAGAAGGGGCAUUGAGAAGAGGCAACUUACCACUUGCGCAGCGCUACCCGAAGCAUCUCUCUCCUUUUACUUUUACUCACCAAAUCAAUACUUUCAAAGAUGCUCUCAACGCGUAUCCAGUGCGCACUGGCGCUCCUGUCUCUCGCGCUCGCCGUCAGCAGCGUCUCAGCAGCACCGUCAGACGCCAAACUCCGCCAACUUCUGCAGAGAUCUCUCCUCAACCCGGCUGGAAAACAGGAACUCGCCAGAUACACACUUGCAGAUUUGCUCUCAGAACUCGUGCAAGCAGAAAACGAGGCGCUGGAGCCCGAGGAUCUGUCUCGCGCUGUGGAGAAAGAUGACGUGCGUUUGGAGCUCGAGCGCGCCGCCGGACCCAUGCUGGCUCCUCGCGAGCGUAAAGCCGGAUGCAAGAACUUCUUCUGGAAAACUUUCACGUCGUGUUAAUUUCUCACCGCGAACCGUUUCCUUUUGACUUAUUCUUUUUUUCUUUCUUUCUUUCUUUUACUCCUUCAUAUUUCCAUUUCCCCGUCUUUCUCACACUCUUCAUCCUAUCCAAACUGUAAAUAAGAAAAUAAAAGCGGUUAUAUUUGUCGUUUAACAACGAUCAUAGCUCUCAUUGACUAUGCUUUUCGAGGCUAUAAUGUUUCAUCGGAAUGUUUUACGGAUGUGUGCAAAUCUGCUUUUAAUUGUACUUUAGCAGAUAUCACUAUUUUUAAUUGUUUGUUUGAAUAAAAUCUAUGUUUCAGAGACAA